AUGCUGAUAACAAUGGGAGAUAAAAGUCUCUAUUCCAAAUUAAUGGUGGACGUAGUCAUUGGACCUACACUAGACAAGUUGGAGAAGAGGGAUAUAUCUUCAGCACAGACUUUACGGAGAGCUAUCACAAAGGCCGAGGCAACUAUACCAGGUUUGACUUAUGACCUAGUCAAAGGGUUGCUAAAGAAAGGGGAGGUUGCAGAUAGACUGGACAUUUGUGAAACACUGCUGCGUCUGGGAGGUGUCACUGAUUCCGAAGAGCUUCGGAUUCCUCGAUCAGAGCCUUCAUUCAAGACUUUAUACAGAUGUGCCUGUGAUCUCAAACAAAUCCUUGGGAGAAUUCCAGAUCAGAUUUAUGAUAGGAAACAAUUUCUGGAAACUAUCAAGGAAAUUGCCAGUUCCAUCAAAAUUUUGUUGGAUGCAGUCAAUCAGGUUAUAGCUGAAAUACCUCCAGGUGACAGUGGCAGCAAGCAUAUACUUGAAGACAGAAAAAAGGAGUUUGUCAGAUUUUCCAAGAAGUUUAGCAACACAUUGAAAGAGUACUUCAGGGAUACAAGCCAGAAUCAGAAUGUGUUUUUGAGUGCCAACUAUUUGAUCCAUCAGACAAACCUUAUACUGAAAACAGUCAAACAAGAGUGCUGCUAA
Molecule: messenger RNA, 645 nt
Organism: Candidula unifasciata
Lineage: Eukaryota; Metazoa; Mollusca; Gastropoda; Stylommatophora; Geomitridae
Source: the annotation of a GenBank genome assembly